Molecule: messenger RNA, 1215 nt
Organism: Desarmillaria tabescens
Lineage: Eukaryota; Fungi; Basidiomycota; Agaricomycetes; Agaricales; Physalacriaceae
Product: hnRNP A1-gamma isoform
Exons: 5
Coding region: 1-1215 (404 amino acids)
Biological process (GO): regulation of translation
Molecular function (GO): mRNA binding
Source: RefSeq, a predicted model, not a curated record
AUGGAAAUUGUAGAUAUUUAUGGAGAUGAGGAGUCCGAGUUUGUCAUUCCCAUGGAAGAACCCGAGGAUCAGCCUAUGUCGAACGCGACGACGGCGACGACAAUAACUACAAUACCAGAUGAACCCUCACCAACCACAUCGAGCUCUCUUCCCGCCAAGCCACAAAGCUCGUCAGGGUCACUGUCGUAUUCCGCCCAGAUAGCACAGCAGUUCUCGUCGUAUCAGCAGACUCCCAGCCAAGAAAGGCAGCCUGCGCCCAAGGCAGGUCCAUCGUCAAUACCUACUAUGACAGACAGUAUCUUUGGAAAAAAGCCUUCCGAAAUGCAUGAUGCGGGGGAUUACUUUUCUCAGUUUGGAAAGGUCGAUGCGGUGACUAUUAUGCGAGACCCGUCAGGGACGUCGAGGGGUUUUGCGUUUUUGACCUUUGAAGAUCCGUCAGCAGUACAAGUUGUUACGGCGCAAGACCACUUUUUGGAUGGGAAAGCGAUUGAUCCCAAACGCGCGAUCCCACGUGAAGAACACCUUCGCAACACACGCUAUUUCGUUGGUGGUCUAGCCCCGUCGACAACGUCGGAUUCGAUGAAGGAGUUUUUUUCCGCUUAUGGUAAAGUCGUGGACGCGACGGUCAUGCUUGAUCGUGAAUCCGGACGGUCAAAAGGGUUUGGCUUUGUGACGUUUGAGGACGCAGCCAAUUCGGAUCAGCUGGUGGGUAAAAACCUAGUCCUGGACGAUAAGCAGAUUGAAGUCAAGACGGCGCAACCGCGGAGUCAGCGCGAACAAGCACGCAAUGCAAAUGCAGGGGUCGGCAACAUGGGCAAUAUGUCGUUUACAAACGCUCAGGAGGCGCGGCCGCCGAUGCCCUUUAUCUCACAGCAGCCAAACCCAAUGUCGAUGAUGUAUCAGCGGAUGCCCAUGCUCCCUAGUGGAAUGCCGAUGAUGAGCAUGAACCCAAUGAUGAUGGGCCAGUUCCACCCGAUGGCGGGGAUGGGGAUGAUGGGCGGGAUGGGAAUGGGGGCGAUGAACGGGAUGGGCGGGAUGAGGCUCGGAAUGGGGCCAAUGGGCGGGAUGAGUGGCGGGAUGGGCGUUCGCGGGGGCAUGCCUGGGAUGAAUCGGGUGGCCGGACCGGUGGGAAGAAUGGUGACGACGGGUGGGGGGGUCGGGCCGUCGCGGGUGAUGACGAGAGGACAGCAUAGUUUCCAUCCUUAUGCGCGGUGA